Molecule: messenger RNA, 879 nt
Organism: Eruca vesicaria subsp. sativa (arugula)
Lineage: Eukaryota; Viridiplantae; Streptophyta; Magnoliopsida; Brassicales; Brassicaceae
Source: the annotation of a GenBank genome assembly
CAGCGAUCAUCACUCUCUCCGGCGUAGCUUUCUGUUUUUUCCAGGCAAGUAGUUAGAUCGGAUAGGAGGAAUGGAUCAGUUCUCAGGAGGCAAUUGGUCGAUGAUCCCCAACGUUCAAGCGCAGGGUAGCUUCGGUACACCCACCAAUCAAGACCAUCUAUUCCUCCAACAACAACAACAACAGCAACCACAGUUUCAUCAUCAACAACAACAGACUCAGCAACAGCAACAGCAAUUCCAGCCACAACAACAAGAGAUGCAGUUCCAGCAGUUCCAACAACAACAACAAUUCAUUCAACAACAACAGUUCCAUCACCAGCAGCACCGUCUCCUACAUUCUCCUCAGCAGCAGCAGCAGCAAUCGUCGUUGCAAUCGCCUCCGCCGCCGCAGCAGCAGACGGUGGUUCAUACUCCGCAAUCUAUGAUGCAUACACCGCAGCAACAACAGCAGUUGGUGCAUACUCCGCAGCAAUCUGUUCAGACUCAGUCUUUAGCUUCUCAUUUCCAUCUCUAUCCGUUGGUGGAGAGGCUAUCAGAUGCAGUUGAAACUGGAACAAGAGAUCAGAACUCUGAUGCCCUGGUGAGUGAAUUGAACGGCCAUUUCGACAAGUGCCAACAGCUGUUAAAUUCGAUCUCAGGAUCCCUUGGAUCUAAAACUACUAUGACUGUUGAUGGGCAAAAGAGAAACCUAGAAGAAAGUGAGCAACUGCUUCAACAAAGAAGGGACUUGAUUAUGGAGUAUAGGAAAUCUAUUGAAGAUCUCGUGAAGAUUGAGCCUUAGUUCCAUAUAUCUCCCGAGGUGUGUUGUAUCAUUAUUUACUCUUACUCUGCAUUUUUAGUGCCAAUAAUGUAAGCACUGAACCGAUCUUUUAAUCAGAG